This is a messenger RNA of Punctularia strigosozonata HHB-11173 SS5, 1328 nucleotides long. RefSeq lists its product as uncharacterized. NCBI's taxonomy places the organism in Eukaryota, Fungi, Basidiomycota, Agaricomycetes, Corticiales, Punctulariaceae. The coding region runs from base 46 to 1095 and encodes 349 amino acids. Gene Ontology annotation, biological process: proteasome-mediated ubiquitin-dependent protein catabolic process. The transcript has 3 exons. Gene Ontology annotation, molecular function: endopeptidase inhibitor activity; proteasome binding. The record is from RefSeq and is a predicted model, not a curated record.
AGCCAAGGUGCAGUCUGCCCUCUCUCAUUCUACACUUCAUCGAUCAUGGCUCAAAACAUUCUUGAUCCCUCUGCAGUGCUCUCUCGCCUUCCGAACCUACUACCUACCACCUCCAGAUCGCUCAGCUCGCCGCAGGAUGCCGUGGUUGCCCUCUUCCAUGCCGCUUUGACCAAUCUGGCCUUCAGGCUCGUUGGGACGGACGAAUCGUCGGCGAUCCAGUCUUACGAGAACAACGCACUUCCUGAAGGAUGGAACGCUCAUGGUCCGGGACACUACGCGCUCAGAUAUAAGCAUGAGCAAAGCAGCCUCGAGUUCCUGGUCAAGGUCACGAAACUCGGGACGCGCACGAUGGUCAACGCGAUCGCGCUCGAAAGCGACAAAGCCGCGUCGCUCGAUAUACCUACCAAUGACUUCACAUCGCCCUCGUUCUUCCCUCACGAUCUUUCGGCAGCAGACGCACCACCGCUCGUGCACGGUUUCAUCGCCUCCAACCGCGUAGCCGACCUGCUCUCCCUCUUCAAGGUCCAGAUCGUACAAAAGCUCGUCCCUGGGCUCAGGAAGGAGGGCUACACGGAGGACUCAACCAACACGUCCACCAACGCGGGCGACCGCGCACCUCCGCCAGGCAGGCAGCCGGCGCCCGCACAGCCGCGUCCCAACGCGCCGCCCGAGCCGCCGUACAUCCCCGGCCAACCCUACUCGCACAUACCUCCCCAGAACCCGCUCGAGAUCGGCAGGCGCGACCGCGACCCGUUCCCCGCAGGCGUGAACCCGUUCGCGCCGCCGCCGCUCUUCCCGGGCGCGUCGGGAGACGGCAUGUUCGUCGGCCCGAACCACCCCAUGUUCGGUCCCCGCCGAGGCGGGAUGGGCAGCCCGUUCGGCGGUGAGCCUACGGGACCGUGGGGCGGCGACGGCUAUUUGCCUCCUUUGGGCGCCCCUCCUGGCGCACGCUUUGACCCCGUCGGUCCCAGCCUCGGACCAGGUUUCCCAGGCCGUGGGCAGCCUCUGGGUCGAGGCAUGCCAGGUUUUGGUAACCUGCGCGAUCCUGACAAUGACGACUUUAUGCCCCCCGGCGCGGGUGACAUGUAUUCUUAGAAGCUGCCGUAGGCAAAAAGCCGUACGGAGGGUGUAUUGCUCCACUAUUGUUGCAACAUCGUUCGCGGUUGACUCGAUGGAAGAAGGGUGUCAGGUUUGGGCUGUGUCAAUAUGUAUGAAAACUGUUCCACCAGCUGUGAUUGUGCUAUCAUGUCGUCUCGAAUAAUCUGUACCAGUGUACUCGUCUGUUGCUUCCCCUCGCCGUAGACUGCCUGCGGUUGAUGAUGGAUCCU